Molecule: messenger RNA, 468 nt
Organism: Vitis vinifera (wine grape)
Lineage: Eukaryota; Viridiplantae; Streptophyta; Magnoliopsida; Vitales; Vitaceae
Product: putative late blight resistance protein homolog R1B-17
Exons: 3
Coding region: 1-468 (155 amino acids)
Biological process (GO): defense response to other organism
Molecular function (GO): ADP binding
Source: RefSeq, a predicted model, not a curated record
AUGGAAAGAGUAGUGGUGGCCAUCUGGGGAAUGGGUGGCCUUGGCAAAACAACUCUUGCCAAGAAAGUUUCCAACGACACGGAUGUUCGGCACCACUUGCCGUGCUUGGGUUUAUGUAUCUCAAGAGGAAAAAGGUACUUGAUAGUACUUGAUGAUAUAUGGAACACCGAUGUUUGGCGCCGGUUGAGGUCAUAUUUUCCUGCAGAAUCAAAUAAGAGCAGAGUGUUGAUCACUACUCGCAGAGAAGAUAUUGCUGUGGAUGCUCAUUCAGAUUGCUAUAAACUUCAACUUCUGGGUGAAAAAGAAAGCUGGGAUCUGUUUCUCAACAAAGCAGGGAUUGCAGCACGGAAAAGUAGGAUCAUGGUGGAGGACGUGGGUGCUGGACCACUUCAGGAUCACCCCUUCAUGGUGGUGAACGUGGAGACGACGUGGGGUGAUAACAUUCUCCCACUUGGUCCACACCUUUAA